Molecule: messenger RNA, 2379 nt
Organism: Gracilinanus agilis (Agile Gracile Mouse Opossum)
Lineage: Eukaryota; Metazoa; Chordata; Mammalia; Didelphimorphia; Didelphidae
Product: zinc finger protein 260-like
Exons: 5
Coding region: 100-2379 (759 amino acids)
Biological process (GO): negative regulation of transcription by RNA polymerase II
Molecular function (GO): DNA-binding transcription repressor activity, RNA polymerase II-specific
Source: RefSeq, a predicted model, not a curated record
UCUAAGAAGUCAUCCCUUGUCCUGAGGCCUUUCCUCUAGCUGACUGUGUGAGAGGGGUGCUGAUUAUCCCACCCCUGGAGAAAGGAGAACGUUGAGACAAUGGCAAGUAAGAGCAUGCCCAGGAUGAAGACACACAAGGAGAAAGCACCACUUCCUCGAGACCACCACAAGCAAGAGGAUAAAAAGAAAAAAAGUCAUAAGAGAAGAGUGGCUGCUGCCAUCCAGUUGGCCAGAAUUCAGGGAUUGGUGACCUUCAACGAUGUGUCCGUGGACUUCUCCCGGUCUGAGUGGAAACACCUGGUACCUGCCCAGAAGGCUCUGUACCGGGAUGUGAUGCUGGAGAACUAUAAGAACCUGGUGUCCCUGGGGCUUCAAACUAUUAAACCAGAUGUGAUCUCCCGGCUGGAGCAAGGGGAAGUACCAUGGAUUCCAACAAGCCAUGUCCCAAAAGAUUCCUCUCAUCACAAGACUAUCAGUAAAACCAAAAAGUCAGCUCCAAAACAGGAUCUCUCUGUGAGAGAAUCCUCUAAGAAAAGAGUAACGAAAGAUGACUCGCAGAAGGAUUCAAAGCUUAGGAAAGUUUCAGGAGGCAAUAGCAAAGCAGAGAUUAAGAAAGAAAAGCCAGGAAAACAACCCAGGAAUGAAGCACUCAAUCACCAACAAAAGCACCAAGCACCAAAAAUCACCAAUGAGUCAAAGGCCCAUAAGUGCAACACAUUUGAGAGAAAAUGUAGCCCAGUUUCAAUACCUACUUCAAGGCAGUCAGUUCCUACAGAAACAAGUGUCCAUAAAUGUCAUAUAGCUAGAGAAAGCUUCUUCAAACAGCUUUCCGAACUAAUUAAACAUAGCAAAAUCUCAUUUGGGAAAAAUAUUUGUAAGUAUAAUAAUGAUAAGCAACCUUUCAGUAACCCCACAGCUUCUACUCAAAACCCUGAAAAACGUAAUGAAGAGAAACCUAGUAAAGAUAACAAAUGUGGGAAGGACAACAUGCCUAGGAAACCCCAUACUGAACAUCAGAAAAGUCAUACUAAAAAUAAACGCAAUAGAUGUAAUGAAUGUGGGAAAACCUUCACACGAAGCACAGGACUUUCUGAACACAAGAAAAUUCAUAGUGGAGAGAAACCUUUUAAGUGUGAUCAGUGUGGGAGAGCCUUCACAGCAAAGGGAAGACUUAAUGAACAUCAGAAAGUUCACACAGGAAAGAAGCCUUAUAAAUGUCAUGAAUGUGGGAAAGCCUUCACUUUAAGAGGACGGCUUAACGAACACCGGAAAGUUCAUACAGGAGAGAAGCCCUAUGUGUGUAAUGAAUGUGGAAAGGCUUUCAUCCAGAAGGGUACACUUCUUGAACAUCAGAAUGUUCACACUGGAGAGAAACCCUAUGAAUGUAAACAGUGUGGAAAAGCCUUCAGACAGAGGGGACAACUUUGUGAACAUCAAAAAAUUCAUACUGGAGAGAAACCAUAUAAAUGUAAUGAAUGUGGGAAAGCUUUCUCAGGAAAGGGACGACUCACAGAUCAUAAGAAAAUCCAUUUAAGAGAGAAACCCCACAAAUGUAGUGAAUGUGGGAAAAGCUUCGUCCAAAGGUCACACCUUUUUGACCAUCAAAAAAUUCAUACAGGAGAGAAACCUUAUAAAUGUAAUCAAUGUGGGAAAGCUUUUUUAACAAAGACACUACUCAGUGGGCAUCAGAAAAUUCAUACUGGAGUGAAACCUUAUGAAUGUGAAUAUUGUGGGAAAGCCUUCACACUGAAAGGACGACUGAAUGAGCAUCUGAGAAUUCAUACUGGAGAGAGACCCUAUGAAUGUGAUCAGUGUGGGAAAGGUUUCAUAGUGAAGGCACGACUUACUGAGCAUCUGAAAAUUCAUACUGGAGAAAAACCUUAUAAGUGUGCUGAAUGUGGGAAAUCAUUCACACAAAGUGGACAACUUACUGAACAUCAGAGAAUUCAUUCUGGAUUAAAGCCUUUCAAAUGUAGUCACUGUGGGAAAGCCUUUACACAUAAAGGACGACUUGGUGAACAUCAGAAAAUUCAUACUGGAGAGAAACCCUUUGAAUGUAGUCAGUGUGGCAAAGCCUUCACACAGAGUGGACAACUUAAUGAACAUAUGAAAAUUCAUACUGGAGAGAAACCCUUUGAAUGUAGUCAGUGCGGCAAAGCCUUUACACGAAAGGAACGACUUAGUGAACAUCAAAGAAUUCACACUGGAGUGAUACCCUAUGAAUGUAGUGAAUGUGGGAAAGCCUUUACACGGAAGGAAAGACUUAGUGAACAUCAGCGAAUUCAUACUGGAGCAAAACCCUUUGAAUGUAAUGAAUGUGGGGAAACCUUCAGUCGUAGGACAUCCCUUUUCUAUCACCAGAAGAUUCAUUGUACAUAA